Dermochelys coriacea (leatherback sea turtle) is the source of this 2193-nucleotide messenger RNA. RefSeq names its product ceramide kinase like (gene CERKL). NCBI's taxonomy places the organism in Eukaryota, Metazoa, Chordata, Testudines, Dermochelyidae. Bases 125 to 1954 code for a protein of 609 amino acids. Gene Ontology annotation, molecular function: kinase activity. The record is from RefSeq and is a predicted model, not a curated record. The transcript has 14 exons.
GCCCGCCUCCUUCCCGCCGGCUCGCGCCCUCUCACGGGCGGGGCGGGGGAGCCGCUGCCUUGGCAGCCGCCGGGACGCGGAGAGUCUCUCGCUUCCACUUGGCUUGGAGGGGGGCGCCGCCGCCAUGCUGGGGGCCGAGACCCCCUUCCCCCGCCCCAGGAGGGAAGCUUGGCCCGAGCUCGCGGAGGACCCUUCGCCGCCGGGGAGCGGGGCGGAAGACUCGGCUGGGCAGGGGAUCGCCGCCACCGCCUCUUCCUCCUCCUCGGGGGCGCAGCGGUGCGGGGAGGGGGAGGAGAGGCGGGGGGCGCCCCCCCUGGACAGAGACCCCCCGCGCGGCGGGGAGGCGGCCGGGGGCGAAGAGGAGCCGCUCCUGAGGGGCAUCUUCCAGAUCGGGAAGAGGAGCUGCGACGUGGUGCUGAGCGCCAGGCAGCUCAGGUGGAGCCCCAUCCAGCCCGAGAGCCGCGGGGGUCAUUCCAAUAUGAACAUACCAUGUAAAGAGGAGUCUGUUGAAAUCAAAGAUAUAUUUUCUGUAAAAUUGAAACGUCGUCGUUUUGCAGGACAGAAGAAAGGCGGUGUGUUGUUAGGUAUCACGGUUUUUGUAUGCCUGAAAAAAGAAAAUAAACUAAAGGACUCUGCCGUCAAUUUUAAUAAUUUAAGUGAAGACCACUGCCAUUCCUGGUUUAGAUGUUUGAAGGAAAUUUUGAAUGGCUUUCCAAAUAGACCAAAGUCCCUAAAAGUAUUUGUUAACCCAAACAGUCAUAAAAAAGAAGCUACUCAUGUUUAUUACGAACAAGUUGCACCUCUCUUUAAGCUUGCUGACAUCAAAACUGACGUCACAGUAACUGAAUAUGAAGGACAUGCUCUCUCAUUGCUAAAGGAAUGUGAACUCCACGCAUACGAUGGGGUGGUUUGUAUUGGUGGCGAUGGGUCUACCAGUGAGAUAGCUCAUGGUCUACUACUUAGAGCUCAGAUGGAUGCUGGGAGAGAUACAGAUUACAUUCUUUCACCUGUCAGAGCACCACUUCCUCUUGGCAUUAUACCAGCAGGUUCCACUAAUGUUUUGGCUCAUACUCUUCAUGGAAUCAACCAUGCAGUAACUGCAACACUGCAUAUUAUAAUGGGACAUAUACAACCAGUGGACAUCUGCACUUUCAGUAGUCCAAGCAAGCUUCUUCGUUUUGGGUUCUCAGCUAUGUUUGGUUUUGGUGCAAGAACUCUGGCUUUGGCAGAAAAGCAUCGCUGGAUGCCUUCCAACCAGCGGAGAGAUUUUGCUGUAAUUAAAACACUGGCAAGUCUAAAGCCAGAGGAAUGUGAGUUAUCAUUUCUACCUCUGAAAAAUUCGCUGCAGGGCUCCCAGGAGAAUGUUACAAUGAAGAAAGAGAGACUUAAAAAAUUUGACAGCAAGGUUCAGUGGCACACAAUCCAAGAUCACUUCCUGAAUGUGAGCAUUAUGGCAAUCCCAUGUCUAUGUUCAAUGGCACCAAGAGGCUUGGCACCUAAUACCAGCUUCCCAACUGUAUGGGAUGUUUUGGUUGCACGUAUCAGACCAGAUCUCAUGCAGCUUUUAUUGGCUUUUGGCAAAAGGCUACUCACCACUACGUUGAAUAAUGGUAGCAUGGCUCUUAUUGUUGUACGAAACACUUCUCGGGCAGAGUUUAUAAAACAUCUGAAACGAUAUGCCAGUGUAAAAAAUCAGUUUAAUUUUCCCUUUGUUGAGACCUAUGCAGUUCAGGAAGUAAAAGUCCAACCAAGAGCUAAAAUUGGGUAUGACACUGAAGAAAAUGUGUAUUUGCAUGCUACUUCUGCAGAAGGGAAUUAUCCUUGGAAUAUAGAUGGAGAUUUAAUGGAAGGAGCAUCAGAGGUUCACGUUCGGGUGCACCCACAACUUAUUAACCUUUAUGGAGUGAGCAUUGAUGAACUGGAUGAUUCCAAAGCAAUGUGCAGUUGUCUGUAGAAGAAAUUUAUGAAGAAAUGUGUUUCAUGGUGCAGGUUCUACAUAAAAGACUCAUUUUCAUCUUUAAACAGCUAUUUAAGGCCCAUUCCUUCACCCACUGAAGUCCAAGGACCAAGACUGAAAUUAGGAUGUUUAUAUAGAACUAACAAUAUUACAAAGAAUUUUAUCAAGUAAAAUAAUUGUAAUUAUUAAACAAAAUGUUUAUAGUUUUAACCUGAAAAUAAAUACAUUGACAAAUA